AUGGCGCCGGACAUCGCUAACAAGCUCAAGGCAACGCUGUUCAGGCGGCGACGGCGCCAGUCCGAGGUGUCAGUUCCAGGUGAUGAGGGUGGUGACUCUUCGUCGCCGCCCACGACGCCCGGCAUCAUCAGCCAGAGGAGGCCCUCGUUCCCAUUCCCACGUGAGCCCUCAUCCCAGACACUGACGCUGUCUCUGGAGCUGAUGACGGAAGACGGAGAAGUAGGAAUAGGAGGCUGCGGCGGCGGUGACGAUAACAGCGAAGCUGGUGACUCCGCCCUGACAAGCAACGACGCUGAGCAGCAGCGCACGAGGCAGCAUUGGAGGAUGUGGCAGAAGCCCAAGCAGGCUGCGGACGCUGAGAAGCGAAGAAGCGUCCCUGACAGCGCGGCUUUCCAUCUGUCGCCAGUCUCGCCGGUAUCACCAACAUCCCAGAUACCUGUGGCGCCAACAGAAGCUACCACACCGCAGCUGUCCAAGCAUGCCCAGGGCUAUUUCGACAGUAUUGGAGAGGAAAAGGGGGCCAACGACGAUCAAGACUACGACCAACAUCAGCAUCAAGGCGUCGACACGGAGGCAGCAGCUGCUGCUACGUUUGAUUCUGCUUCUGAUCCCGCUUCCCCCGCUGCCAUGAGCAAUCUCCAGCGCCAGGCCCUGACAGGAGAGCUGAUGGUACAGGCACUACCAGCGCUAGACCAACGGCAACCACAGCGCCCGCACCAGCUCCCGGCCUCGGCAGGGACCCGCGUUCAGGGUCAGAGUCCGCGCCGAAGCCUAAACAGUGAAGAAGCGAGCCGCUACGAGACGGACCAGAGCCAGCUCGACGGACAAGGUAUGGCGGUUAUUAACAGCGACCAGGGAACUAUUGCUGGCACCACGGACGCUGCUAGUGCUAGUCCUCGUAUUACUGCCGCCGACGCUGGCGGUACAGGUACAACAAGCACAGGCACAGGCGGCGCUGUCGUUUCUGCUGGCGGCCCCAUUCCUGGCGGCGAUCUGCAGCAGAAUCAGAAACAGCAGCAGAGACAGGUGCAGAAACGCCCACGCCAGCCAGCGCCACCGUUUUCGCUUCCAUCUCCUCCUUUGCCAACUCCUUCGGCGCUGCUGACUUUUCCUCCUCUCGCCCCCCCGACGCCCGGCCCAAGCAUCUUGCCUAGCAUUCCCAGCCUGCCCAGCCUCGACAGCAUCGACGAGGACGAGUCGCAAUCGCCUUCGCCCUCGCAAUCGCAACCGCGAUCCACGUACCCGCAGUCCUCGUCUCAGUCCCAGCAACAGGCCCCCUCCGCCUCGCCGGCAGCUGCUGAGCACGUCGCUGCCACCGGCCGCGGCAUCGACGCUCCGCCCACACCCGGCGCCGGCCAUGGCCCGCUGAAUCUUACUUCCGCGUCACUUCUGCCAAUUAACCCGCCGCCUGCUUCUCCUCUUGCUCGAGUCGAAGCUGCAGCCGAAGCCGAAGCUGAAGCCGGCCUUCCAUUGACCAAGUCGUCGCCAACGUCCGUGCUGUCUAGUGCCGCCCCGAAUUCCUCCCAAGACUCGUCUGCCGCCGCCCGCACGUCCACGCGCCCGCCCGCGCCGCCUCGUCGAGCCAGCCGCGACCCAAACCAAACCGUCACUUUUGACGAGUCGGCCGACAAGUCUGCAUCCGCCAACAGCAGCAGCCGCGACGCACUCAUCGCGACUGCCUCGCCCAACGCCAUCGGAACCCCAGGCGCCGAAGCCCCUCCUGCCGUUUCCGUGACCUCUUCCAAACACCUUGGCCCUGCUCCUCUUUCUUCCUCGACAAUUCCCACUGCACCAUCCAUCAUCGCUCAUCGCCACGACGACUUGAUCGGAUACUCAUCUUCGAUAGACGACAUUGCAGACCUCGGCGAAUUCGAUGCCAGCAGCAUGGCUGAACAAAUUCCAACCAAGAUUUGGGUCAUGAGACCCAAGGCGUCCGCCACCCAAAUUCGCAUCCGCCCCGGCGACCUUGUUGACGAUGUGCGCGACGAGAUUUUGCGCAAGUAUGGCAACUCGUUGGGCAAGACUUUCGAUUCACCCGACCUCACUCUUCGCAUCCAGGCCGGCGAGGAGACGCAAAACAACCAACGCAGUCGAACCCUGGGCCCCGAGGAAGACAUGGUCAAAACCCUCAACGCAUACUACCCCUCAGGCCAGACCGUCAAGGACGCUCUCGUCAUUGAAAUUCCCCGGACCUCGACGACGCCCAAGCCGUCUCCGCGCGUUCCUCUUCCCCAUUCCGGCUCUGCGUCGGCUGCCUACUAUGGCGGCGAUGAUGGGCGCCCAUCUGAGACGGGCGAAGGCUACUUCCCCCCGGUAGGUGGAAACACGUCGUCGCCUCGCCUUGCCAUGUCUGUUCCCGCGCAAGCCAACGGGGCCUUGCCCCAUUCUAUGACCGUCAUCAGCUCGGGCCACCUUCCUCCCAUUCCUCCCCUUCCUUCUCCCGGCGGCAACAGACCCCGCGGGCACAGGGACCGUGAUCAGCGUCACGACCGCCAAGACUAUUCGCGGACUGGGAGAACUCAUACGCCUUCGCCAAACCUGCAUAACGGAGGAGGUAGUGGUGCUGGAGGUGGCGGCGGAAGCAGCGCCAUGCCAAACUCGACGACUUCGACUGCUGCCAAUGCUCAUGGUGCACCGCAUUAUCGCUCGCGGCACUCACAUUCGCGAACCCACUCGAGCUCAUCAGAGCACAUUGUGACGCAUUCAGGCUCCAUGGCCAAGUCACCGGGCCAUGAAAUGACGUCGUCAGCUCGCAUGGGCACUCCUCCUCCCCAGCGGCUGUCGUCUCCUCGCUUGCCCAGCUCACGACCCAAGAAGAGCAAGAGGAGCUCGCAGCAACAGCAGCAACAGCAGGAGUACCACCACACCCCCUCUCCAUCCAUUCUUACUGCCACUGUGCCUCCGAUCAACGUACUCAUUGUUGAAGAUAACCCAAUCAACCUGAAACUGCUCGAGGCCUUUGUUAAGCGUCUCAAGGUCCGAUGGUCAACGGCCAUGAACGGCCGAGAUGCCGUCAAGAAAUGGAGAAACGGUGGCUUUCACUUGGUCCUCAUGGACAUUCAGCUACCUGGUAUGAACGGACUGGAGGCCACGAGAGAGAUUCGCCGGCUGGAAAGGAUCAAUAACAUUGGUGUCUUCUCUACCGCACCCACCGGUAUUCCCGAGACCACACAGGCCGAAGAGCUCACUGAGCAAGAUCGCCUCGAGGGCAUUGGCCAGUUCAAGAGCCCCGUUAUCAUCGUUGCCCUCACGGCCAGCUCUCUCCAGAGCGACCGACACGAGGCUCUUGCCUCGGGCUGCAACGACUUUCUGACAAAGCCUGUCAACUUUGUCUGGCUGGAGCGUAAGGUGAUGGAAUGGGGCUGUAUGCAGGCACUCAUCGACUUUGAAGGUUGGCGCAAGUGGAAGGACCUCUCAGCCAAGGCCGAAGCGAUUGAGGCUGCCACCCAGCGAGCAAAAGCACAAGCUUACAAAAACAAGACAAAAAAGAACCGGCCGAUCAUGUCGGCGUCGUAA
Trichoderma breve is the source of this 3516-nucleotide messenger RNA. RefSeq names its product response regulator receiver domain-containing protein. Lineage: Eukaryota; Fungi; Ascomycota; Sordariomycetes; Hypocreales; Hypocreaceae. Gene Ontology annotation, cellular component: Mcs4 RR-MAPKKK complex. Bases 1 to 3516 code for a protein of 1171 amino acids. Gene Ontology annotation, molecular function: phosphorelay response regulator activity; protein kinase activator activity. The record is from RefSeq and is a predicted model, not a curated record. Gene Ontology annotation, biological process: osmosensory signaling via phosphorelay pathway. The transcript has 2 exons.